Molecule: messenger RNA, 1465 nt
Organism: Closterium sp. Yama58-4
Lineage: Eukaryota; Viridiplantae; Streptophyta; Zygnematophyceae; Desmidiales; Closteriaceae
Source: the annotation of a GenBank genome assembly
GUGGCGCAUGGGGGGCGGCUAUGCCAUCCACGCGUUGGUGCUGCAGGCGCUCAUAGAGUUUGCCCUCACGCCCUUACUCACACCGCAGAUGCACACCUCCUCUCAGCUGCACGAGCACCGCGUGUUGGGGGACGACCCCAUGGCCAACGGGCUGGUGGAGUUUGAGGGGGCGUGGCGCCGCGCCACGGAAGACGAGCCGCUGUGCUUCGAGCGCGUGCUGCUGCCGGGGAUUCUCAAGGGCCAGGUGUUCCCCUCGUCGCCAGCGCAAGCCGGCUACCUGCGGCGCCACCUGCGGGUGAAGCUGCGCCUGCAGCCGCCCCCCGCGGUGCUGUGGGGGCCGCAGGGCGUGCAGGGGUGGCGGGCGCGCGUGCUGUACAUCACCCGGCUGGGCGCGGAGCUGAGGCAGCGCCGCACGUUGCUGCCGGAGAGCCACGAGGCUCUGCUGCGACUGAUGGAGGAGAUGAACAUGGAGCAUGACCUUGGUGUGGAGGUGAGCAGCAUGCAUGACCUUGCUGACAUCCAUACUUCCUCUCGUCCAUGCACCUCCUUUCCACCGCUCCACGGUCCCCCACCCAACGUCCACCAGCUGGGUCAGCUGCCCCUCAACGUCCACCAGCUGGGUCAGCUGCCCCUCAACGUCCACCAGCUGGGUCAGCUGCCCCUCAACGUCCACCAGCUGGGUCAGCUGCCCCUCAACGUCCACCAGCUGGGUCAGCUGCCCCUCAACGUCCACCAGCUGGGUCAGCUGCCCCUCAACGUCCACCAGCUGGGUCAGCUGCCCCUCAACGUCCACCAGCUGGGUCAGCUGCCCCUCAACGUCCACCAGCUGGGUCAGCUGCCCCUCAACGUCCACCAGCUGGGUCAGCUGCCCCGCCAUCAGUUUCUUCAGCUGACGUUCAAGCAGCAGUUUGAGGCCAUCCAAUCAGCCGACAUCAUUCUCUCCCUGCACGGCGCUGCCCUCGCCAACCCACCGCUCUUCGCGCGGCGCACCACAGCAGUGAUCGAGAUCAUGCCGUACCACGUGCUGCACGAGACCUACUACGCCAUGGCUCUCAGUGCCGGCCUCCCCUACUUCAUGAAGAUGUGCCGCCACGGAAGCUUUCAGGGAGGGGAUCGCGCGGAGGUGGACGCGCUGAGUCUGUACGAGUGCACACAUGGGCACCCCGAGUGCAAGGAGUAUUUCACUCACCGCAGGCGGGUGGAGCUGACAGAGGAGGAUUUGAGCGACCUGAGGGUGAUUCUCGGCACGGCGAGGGAGGUGGUGGCGGCAGGGCUGGGGGGGAUGGGGGGCGUGGUGGGGCCAGAUGAGCUGCCAGGGUGGGCGGAGAGGCGCUUUGGGGAGCGGUGUGUGGCGCGGGAUGCGGGGCUGUUCUGCCGGAAUGACUUUGUGCGCAUAGUGGGCGGCACGGGGGAUUUCACGUGUGUGUUUUCACGGGAUUGUGAGGGGCAGGAGCAGCCGCAGUGA